Messenger RNA from Parastagonospora nodorum SN15, 372 nucleotides. RefSeq lists its product as hypothetical. The transcript has a single exon. The record is from RefSeq and is a predicted model, not a curated record. NCBI's taxonomy places the organism in Eukaryota, Fungi, Ascomycota, Dothideomycetes, Pleosporales, Phaeosphaeriaceae. The coding region runs from base 1 to 372 and encodes 123 amino acids.
AUGUCGCCGAAGAGAUGCAAGUACAAAUUCGUGUUGCUCAAGAGUUGGGUGGAGUUCCGGAGGAUGCCCGACGACGAGCGCCGGAUCGGGACGUGGACGGCCAUGGCUGUCCAGCAAGCAGUCAAUAGCGCCAUCUUCGAAACAGCACCGAGGGAGAAGCAAAUGAUGGCGUCCUUGUCGGUAUCCACCGUGGAUUCAGACACCAUCUCGAAGUGGCGCUACUACUCCAACAAAACCCCCAAGUGCGCGACGGUAAUCGCCAACGCGUCGAGCGGCAAGCUUGUGCAUCGAGCGCCAGACAGGCCGCCACAUGAUGUCGAUGUCGAUCUGCGGCAAAGCUAUUGGUGGGCGCUCUACCCGGCGGGGCUCUGA